Ylistrum balloti is the source of this 1041-nucleotide messenger RNA. RefSeq lists its product as uncharacterized. Lineage: Eukaryota; Metazoa; Mollusca; Bivalvia; Pectinida; Pectinidae. The coding region runs from base 1 to 1041 and encodes 346 amino acids. The record is from RefSeq and is a predicted model, not a curated record. The transcript is spliced from 2 exons.
AUGCCAUCAAGGACAGCUGCCAUGUGGGGUCUCACGCUAGCCCUCCUACUGGUCUGUGGCCGGAUUAAUACUAUACAGGCGGACCCCCAGCUUGAUCAACGUGAUGCUGACCAGGACGUAAGCAUAGACGAACUUCCGGUUGAUGAUGACGGAAUUGAUGAAAAACGAAACUUUGAUUCAAUCUCCGGAAGUGGUAGGUUGUCGGGAUUUGCGAAAAAGACAUUUGAUUCUAUAUCUGGAGGUCAUGGUAUGCGAGGCUUUGCGAAACGCAAAUUUGAUUCUAUAUCUGGAAAUGGUGGGAUAUCCGCAUUCGCAAAACGCAGAUUUGAUUCUAUUUCUGGAAAUGGAGGAAUGCCCACAUUCGCAAAACGCAAAUUCGAUUCGAUUUCUGGAACUGGAGGAAUGUCUUCAUUCGCAAAGCGCAAAUUUGACUCCAUCUCCGGGAAUGGUGGAAUAUCUGCAUUUGCAAAACGAAAAUUUGACUCCAUCUCUGGAAAUGGUGGCAUAUCAGCUUUUGCAAAGCGCAAUUUUGAUUCGAUCUCUGGAAAUGGCGGGAUUUCUUCCUUCACAAAACGAAAAUUUGAUUCAAUCUCCGGAAACAGUAGGCUGUCUGGAUUUGCAAAACGUCCCUUUGACAAAAUAUCUGGGAAUUCUGGCAUCUCGGGCUUUAUGAAAAGAAGGUUCGAUUCAAUUGAUGGAGCUGGCGGGAUAGCAGGAUUUAACAAACGUAGGUUUGACUCCAUUUCCGGAAGUGGUGGUCUUAGGGGAUUUUCAAAAAAGAACUUUGAUAGCAUCAACGGAGGCGCAGCGUUCCAGGGUUUCGUAAAAAGACCUGAUGUCAACGAAGACGCUGAAGACGAAAGAGAAGAGUUCUCUAAGAGACGUAUGGAUUCAAUCGCUGGAGGUGGAUUCGGAAGUUUUAGCAAAAGAAAUUUUGACUCGAUAGAUGGAGGAUCGCUUGCCGGGUUUGCGAAGAAAUCAUUUGAUAGUAUCAACAGAGCGGGACUUAGCGGCUUCGUGAAGAAGAAUGACGAAGCUUGA